AGAAGGGGCAAGGAGAAUUGCAGAGGUUCUGACUUAUGUCUCGUUGACCCAAGUAGUUUUGAUAAUUUUAGCACAGAGGAGAAUGGAGGAGAUGAUAGUUUGUACAUAUCAAUAGGUGGAAAUUUUAUACCUGAAUUGUCUGGUGGUGAUCCUGUGAACGAUGAAUCAAGUUUCAACGGGAAGCGUAGUAUGCAAAAGAGACUAGGCCUAGCCUCUUGUUGUUUUGGCCAAUUUGCCAAUGUUGCAAAGCGUUCUGAAAAUCAGGCAGGAGCGGUAGACACUCACAGUGUAAUACAAUCAAGGGCACGUGAUUUGCCAUACAAUUACAGAUAUGGGCAAGGAGGUCUUUCGAGAGCUUGGUAUGAUGGUAUACCCAACCAUGCUUCUACAGCACUAGGAAUUAAUGCUGGGUACAAUACUCUUAGACAAUUUAUUGUGGAUAUGAUUACUGUAGCCAAUAAGGAUAAUAGGUGCAAUAAUGAUCCUUUCUACGAUGCAACACAGCGCACAGGGCUUAAAAUGUGUAUUAUAGACGAAGGCAGCUGUGCCACUACAGCAGAAUAUGAAACUAUUUAUGAUGGGGUAGAUGCUACUUUGUCCUACCUAAAAGAGCAAGGAUGUACUAGAUGUUGUGCCACUCUUAGUCAUGGGGGUAAAUGGAAAGCAACUAUAAAAACCACUUCUGAUUGUAGUAGUGGGGUCAAGCAUUCUUGUAAAACCAACGAACAUUAUGACAAUGCUUGUAGAGUAGUUAAAGAUGAGCUCUGAUCUUGUGGUGAACGGUUUCAAGACAAAUCGCUUAUCGAACAUUAAGCAAAAAACACUCAAA
Messenger RNA from Wallemia mellicola CBS 633.66, 829 nucleotides. RefSeq lists its product as hypothetical. The coding region runs from base 190 to 768 and encodes 192 amino acids. NCBI's taxonomy places the organism in Eukaryota, Fungi, Basidiomycota, Wallemiomycetes, Wallemiales, Wallemiaceae. The transcript has 2 exons. The record is from RefSeq and is a predicted model, not a curated record.